Messenger RNA from Oncorhynchus mykiss (rainbow trout), 1689 nucleotides. NCBI's taxonomy places the organism in Eukaryota, Metazoa, Chordata, Actinopteri, Salmoniformes, Salmonidae. The record is from RefSeq and is a predicted model, not a curated record.
AUGGGCAACAGCCACUCAGAGCAGGAGCAACAGCCCGAGAAAAGCCUUGUGAGGGGCGACACUGAGAAGGGAAAAGCGAAAGAGGCAGAAAAGACCACCACUAAGGUUUCCACCCCUCUCGCUCCCACCCCCAAGCUCUUAAGCCCUGUGCCACCCAGUCAGUUCAAGGGCAUCCCAGACUUCACUGUAAACAUGGGGCAAGCUUCCCUGUGCUCACUGCAGGCAACCCCAUCUCUAUCAAGUCUCUCCACAGAGAGCCCAAUGAGCAUGCAGGCUGUUCCUACGUCCUCUGCUACCCCUUCCUCUCCUUUCUGGCAUACCCCUAUAAUCCCCCCCCACCCAUCCCAGACAACGUCUUUACCAAAACCUCAGCCACAGGGCCCAUCAUCGCAGGAGGCAGCCCUGGCCCCCAACCCUCAGCCAACACAGCAGAGACCAGCACCAGUGGCCCCCAACCCUCAGCCAACACAGCAGAGACCAGCACCAGUGGCCCCCAACCCUCAGCCAACACAGCAGAGACCAGCACCAGUGGCCCCCAACCCUCAGCCAACACAACAGAGACUAGCGGCAGUGGCCCCCAACCCUCAGCCAACACAGCAGAGACUAGCGGUAGUGGCCCCCAACCCUCAGCUCACACAGCAGAGCCUAGCACCAGUGGCCCCCAACCCUCAGCCAACACAGCAGAGACUAGCGGCAGUGGCCCCCAACCCUCAGCCAACACAGCAGAGCCUAGCACCAGUGGCCCCCAACCCUCAGCCAAAACAGCAGAGACUAGCGGCAGUGGCCCCCAACCCUCAGCCAAAACAGCAGAGACUAGCGGCAGUGGCCCCCAACCCUCAGCCAACACAGCAGAGACUAGCGGCAGUGGCCCCCAACCCUCAGCCAACACAGCAGAGACUAGCGGCAGUGAAAGCAAUGAGAAAGGCUUCACUUAGGUCUCCUCAGAACCCUGUCACCCCCACUGCCCCAGCCAAGACCCAGCCCACCCCCACUGCCCCAGCCAAGACCCAGCCAACCCCCACUGCCCCAGCCAAGACCCAGCCAACCCCCACUGCCCCAGCCAAGACCCAGCCAACCCCCACUGCCCCAGCCAAGUUCCAGCCCACCCCCACUGCCCCAGUCAAGACCCAGCCCACACCUACCAUCCCAGGUAAGACCCAGCCCACACCUACCAUCCCAGGUAAGACCCAGCCCACACCUACCAUCCCAGCCAAGACCCAACAAGAUCCUCCUCCUCAAAAUAUCACUCAGCACGGGCACAAGCGGCAGCACGGGCACAAGCGGGAGCACGGGCACAAGGGGGAGCACGGGCCCAAGCGGCAGCACGGGCACAAGGGGGAGCACGGGCACAAGCGGCAUCACGGGCACAAGGGGCAUCACGGGCACAAGCGGCAGCACGGGCACAAGGGGGAGCACGGGCCCAAGCGGCAGCACGGGCACAAGGGGGAGCACGGGCACAAGCGGCAUCACGGGCACAAGCGGCAUCAAGGGCACAAGCGGCAGCACGGGCACAAGUGGGAGCACGGGCACAAGCGGCAGCACGGGCACAAGCGGGAGCACGGGCACAAGCGGGAGCACGGGCACAAGUGGGAGCACGGGCACAAGCGGGAGCACGGGCACAAGCGGGAGCACGGGCACAAGCGGGAGCACGGGCACAAGCGGGAGCACGGGCACAAGUGGCAGCCUUGA